Molecule: messenger RNA, 1362 nt
Organism: Pistacia vera
Lineage: Eukaryota; Viridiplantae; Streptophyta; Magnoliopsida; Sapindales; Anacardiaceae
Product: probable disease resistance protein At1g58602
Exons: 1
Coding region: 1-1362 (453 amino acids)
Source: RefSeq, a predicted model, not a curated record
AUGGUCCUGACAGAAAGAUGUAGGUUAAAGGGAAGGACUAAAACAUGUCGCCUGAAAAAUGAUAUAUACGAUUUGCUCUGUCCAAUGUCUGAGAGAAUGGGGUAUUUUCACCUCCAUCCGGAGCAUUCACAUUCAAAAAAUAAAUCACCAAACUUUAUCUUCCGCACGCUUGUAGCUAAUGCAGACAUCAAGAAGAACUCUUUUUCAGAUAGACAAAUUCAACAUCUUCGUUCUUAUAUAUCCUUUAACUGUCGAAAGAAAGGUAAACCUUCAGAUGAAACAGGAAAGUUUCUGAACAAGAUAAUUAGUAGAGGCUUUGGAUUGCUAACACUGCUCGAUCUAGAAGGUGUAUACAAGCCGGCGCUACCUCAAACACUCGGAAAAAACCUGGCCCUUCUAAGGUACGUUGGUCUCAGGCGUACUUUCCUGAAAAAAAUUCCAGAGUCAGUUGUUCAUAUUCCCUGUAUGGAGACUUUAGAUCUUAAACACACUUUAAUAACCUCAUUGCCCAUUUCCAUUUGGAAGGCAAAGAACCUUCGGCAUCUCUAUAUGCAUGGGAUUUAUUUUGAAAUUGAAACCUUUGGCUAUGAGUUUCCAACCAACCUUCAAACCCUAUGUGGCCUAAUGAUAGGCGAUAACAGCCCAACAAUCAACUGGUUGAAAAGGUUUAAGGAUCUCUGGAAAUUGGGACUGAUAUGUCACACAGAAUCGAUUAACCAAAUAGUUUAUUGGAUUUCUCAAAUGACCGGUCUUCGUUCUUUGCGGUUAAAAUCAGUAAAUGACAGUAGUAAACCUUCAUCCCUCCAUAUUCCUAUCACAAUCAGCGGUAUACCCAACACGCUGACAAACUUGUAUUUGGUGGGAGAGAUGAGUCUAUUUGGCGAAAUAUUUUUUGUCCCAAAUCUCAGAGUUCUUACAUUGUCAGCGUCACAACUAACUCAUGACCCAAUGCCGAUACUAAAAGGGCUAGAACACCUUAUAGUCCUCAGGCUUUUCGCUAAUUCCUACUCAGGGAAAGAAAUUACUUGUGGCACUUGUGGAUUUCCCCAACUUCAGGUUUUGAAGUUGUGGAUGUUAAUGGAAUUGAGCAAGUGGACUAUCAAAGAAGGAGCAAUGCCUGCGCUAAGAGAAUUAGAGAUCAGACACUGUGAAAAACUGGAGAAGCCAAUUGGGUUGGAGGAGGUGACUACCCUGGAGAAAUUGACCUUAACGAGUAUGGACAAGGAUUUUGUGGAUGAGAUUAAAAGAAGCGUUGGUCAAAACGUAGACGACGUUGAGAACCACUGGAACUUUCCUUUAUUUGUGAGUAGUUUUCAUCCUUUUAAUUUCCAUGUUAAUCUUUUUGUUUUCCAUUAUGUUUAA